Molecule: messenger RNA, 2160 nt
Organism: Misgurnus anguillicaudatus (oriental weatherfish)
Lineage: Eukaryota; Metazoa; Chordata; Actinopteri; Cypriniformes; Cobitidae
Gene: cpsf6
Product: cleavage and polyadenylation specific factor 6
Molecular function (GO): RNA binding
Source: RefSeq, a predicted model, not a curated record
UUAGCCCAGCGCCCAUCUCUCUAUUUUUGGCGGGGGUUUCUGGCUUCACUUGUUAGCGUCUCUUCUGCGCGCACACAGAGGAGGAGGAGGGACACAGAAAAUGGCGGACGGUGUUGACCACAUCGAUAUUUACGCUGAUGUUGAAGAGGACUUUAAUCAGGAACCCGAUUAUCCUGUUCAUGAGCAGAUUGACCUGUAUGAUGAUGUAAUCUCACCAUCUGCCAAUAAUGGGGACGCACCUGAAGAUCGAGAUUACCUGGAUGCCCUACCUGCACCUGGAGGUGCUGAGGGUACAAAAGGGGCCCCGCCAAAUGUCGUCUACACUUACACUGGCAAAAGAAUUGCUCUGUACAUAGGCAACCUCACAUGGUGGACCACUGAUGAGGAUUUGACAGAUGCUAUUCGUUCGAUAGGCAUAAAUGAUGUGCUGGAGAUCAAGUUUUUUGAGAACAGAGCAAAUGGGCAGUCGAAAGGAUUUGCCCUGGUCUGCGUGGGUUCAGAUGCCUCGUCCAGGAAGCUAAUGGAUUUGUUGUCAAAGCGCGAACUGCACGGACAAAACCCGCUCGUCACCCCAUGCAACAAGCAGUCGCUCAGCCAGUUUGAGAUGCAGUCGCGAAAAAGUGAGCAAGGUACACAGUCUGGGCAGAUGUCUGGAGAGGGUAAAGCUGGGCCCCCAGGUGGGGGGCUGCGUGCUGGCUUUCCCCCCGGCAGGGGGGGUCGAGGGCGCUUUCCAGGCCCACCUGGAGGUGGAGGUGAUCGUUUUCCUGGGCCAAUUGGUCCUGGUGGGCCGCCUCCACACUUCCCAGGCAUGCAAGGACCACCCCGUCCUCCCUCUGGCCCUCCUGGGCCACCAGGACCCCCUGGGCCUCCACCACACGGACAAGGGCUGAUGCCCCCUCUCGGUGGACCUCCUAACCGAGGUGACCGUCCCCCUCCACCAGUCAUGUUUCCUGGUCAGUUUGGUCAACCUCCAAUGGGUCCUAUGCCACCUGGGCCACCCCCACCAGGCUAUUGCCCGCCACCAGGACCACCUCCCCCUCAACAGGGGCCACCGCCUCCUGGACCAUUUCCUCCCCGUCCUCCUGGACCCUUAGGACCCCCUCUUGGCCUCGCCCCCCCACCUCACAUGCAGGGACCUCCACCUGGAGGUCCACCACCUGCUCCUCACGUCAACCCGGCCUUCUUUCCUCCACCUGGAAACAACAACAUGCCAUCGUCUGACAGCAGAGGGCCUCCACCUGGAGACCCGUACGGCCGCCCACCAUAUGACAGAGACUAUGGCCCUGGUGGCAGGGAUAUGGAUGCAGCUCGUACUCCCCUGAGCGAAGCAGAGUUUGAGGAAAUCAUGAAUCGAAACAGAGCGAUCUCCAGCAGUGCCAUUUCUAGGGCCGUAUCGGAUGCCAGCGCAGCUGAUUACGGCAGUGCUAUAGAGACUCUGGUGACGGCCAUUUCUUUGAUCAAGCAAUCGAAGGUUUCUGCUGAUGACCGCUGCAAGGUUCUCAUCAGCUCGCUACAGGACUGCUUGCAUGGAAUUGAGUCCAAAUCCUAUGGAUCGGUUUCAAGUAGGCGGGAAAGGUCGAGGGAGAGAGACCACAGUCGCUCUCGUGAGAAGAGCCGCCGUCACAAGUCUCGCAGCCGUGACCGUCAUGAGGACUAUUACAGGGAGCGCAGUCGGGAGAGGGACCGCCAUCGUGAGCGCGACCGUGAGAGAGACCGAGAGCGUGAGCGGGAAUAUCGCCACCGUUAGUUGGAGAGGAAGCUGAACGCAAGAGGAGGAGCAGUGACGCCAGGAGCGACGCAGAUUCAUCCGACAGCGCCCCAUCAUCACGGAGACUCCAGGCCGGACUCCGGAUAAACUCUGCAACGCUAAAGUUGUGUAAAAUAUUCUAUACUCUUAAUUCCCAACAGCUUUUUAUUUUUUACCUUUUAUUUGAAAGUAGUUGUGUGCAAGUAAGUUCAGCUAUACGAUGAAAGAUUCGCUUGCCUGCUCUAUUCUAAAUACACAAAACAACUUUCAGGCUCUACUAUAAUGUGUAAAUUGUCAGUUAGCUAGAUUUGUUUUUAUAGGCAUUUUUGUUUUUCUCUUUUUCACCUUGUCCAUGUUUGUGUCUUCUGCAUUGAUUAUUAAAUAGAUUGUGUUGUAAUAAAGUGUGCAUUGGG